Molecule: messenger RNA, 2179 nt
Organism: Periophthalmus magnuspinnatus
Lineage: Eukaryota; Metazoa; Chordata; Actinopteri; Gobiiformes; Gobiidae
Product: homeobox protein Hox-B5a
Exons: 2
Coding region: 179-1129 (316 amino acids)
Biological process (GO): regulation of transcription by RNA polymerase II; anterior/posterior pattern specification
Cellular component (GO): nucleus
Molecular function (GO): DNA-binding transcription factor activity, RNA polymerase II-specific; RNA polymerase II cis-regulatory region sequence-specific DNA binding
Source: RefSeq, a predicted model, not a curated record
CCCAUAUUUGGACGGGCGGCAUACAUAGCUAAAAACGAACUACAGUGCAACGCCAUAAUUCACUAAUACGUCAUAAAUCGUUGAAAGUACCCGCGUUAUAACGACCAAGAGAAAUAUAACAAAUCAAGCGGCCCUUAAUACGCAACUGUUAAGGCUGCAACUCUCUAAAACAACCUAAAUGAGCUCGUACUUUGUAAACUCGUUCUCGGGGCGAUACCCAAAUGGCCCCGACUAUCAACUCCUAAAUUAUGGAACCAGCGGCGGCGGCGCGAUGAACGGCGGGACGUACAGGGACUCUACCCCGGCCACGAUGCACCAUGCGACGGGCGGCUCUUACGGCUACGGCUACAAUGGCAUGGAUCUGACGGUGGGCUCCAGCCGAGGAGGAGGUGGAGGCGGCGGCGGAGGAGGAGGGGUGAGCGCCGGUAACGCCAGCGGGAGCAGCAGCAGCGGAGCCGGGGCGCACUUUGGCGGAGCGGGCGCGGUAGGAGGUUUUGGCUCUCCGGAAAGAGGCUACAGACAGGCGGCCAGCUCGUGCUCCCUAGCGGAUACUUCACUCCUUUCCCCGGGAAACAGCAGCAGUGGAGGAGGAGGGGACACCAAUAAGGGUUCUCCGUCCAAGCAGGAGGGCAGCGGCAGUGGCAGUCUCGUUUCGGCCAACCUGUCCUCUGGGGCCGGUGGUGUUGGAGGGGGCAAGUCGCAGCGCUUCACCGAGUUGGAUGACGGGUCCCCGGACGUGGAGGAGCUACAUGCGGGUCACACUUCCAGCAGGAGCGGGCACAAACAUGACGCAGGGCCGGCGGGGUCAGCACCAGCGGCGGGCAGCGAGGCGCACUCUCCCCAGAUAUUCCCCUGGAUGAGAAAACUGCACAUAAGCCAUGAUAUGACGGGACCGGACGGCAAGCGGGCGCGCACGGCCUACACGCGCUACCAGACGCUCGAGCUGGAGAAGGAGUUCCACUUCAACCGGUACCUGACGCGGAGACGGCGCAUAGAGAUAGCGCACGCCCUCUGUCUCACGGAGCGCCAAAUCAAGAUCUGGUUCCAAAACCGACGGAUGAAAUGGAAGAAGGACAACAAACUGAAAAGCAUGAGCCUAGCCACCGGCGCCAGUGCAUUCCAACCGUAAAAAAACGCAAAUAUAGAAACAGCCCUCAACACAGCAUCCGUCCAUUUCAUUUGGAGAGAGAAUUCUGGGCAGACUGAACAAAUAUAGGGAGGUUGAAAGGGAAACUUGAAGACACAUUCACAAAAAAUAUGAAGAAUAUGAACUUUUGCGCGCGGAGAUUCCAAAUGUUCCUUCAUGGACUGUAUACAGCAGCACUUUCGACGCCUGGCAUGUGUGUUGUCGUAUUUCAACUGUGGUACAAAAACGUAAAGUGUUGUCGUAUAUGUUCUUGUCGUUCUAGUUGUUCCAAAAAAAAAAGAAAAAAAAGAAAAAAAAAACAACUAAAAACUAAAACUACCUAUAACUUUCUACCUACCUACUUGUUGUUUAUGUAUGAUGUUUCGCCUUUGACAGCGCUUUUCCGCAUGUGAGCUCUUAUUAUGAAAUUGUUAUAAGUUAUUUAGCGCCAAUAUUGUGCGUAUAUGUUAUUCCCGUGUCUUGUUUGUCGUUUUUUUCUGUAUUGAUGUCAUUCAAAACUGCUGCUUUUUGAAGUGAAGUCAGCGUAACAGUUCCAUGUCCUCCAAGCCCAACCGUGUAUAUAUAGCAUCAAGUGCAAUUGCUAUAUUAUUGGUAUUGUAAGUAUUUUAUUUACAAAACGUUGUAAAUAGUAUGCGCUGUAUGGUCGUUUCUAUUGUGGCUAUUUGGAGCUGUGAUUGACAGCGGUUACGUGUGCGUGUGGCUUUUUAGAUACCCAUCUGUUUACGCGGAGCGAUAUUACGCGCAGGUCAUUACAUCUAGGGUUAGCCAUGUUGUGGUCAGCGCAAAUCUCCAGGAAAUGAAUGGAAGUCAGUGUCCCUCGAUGACAAACGUGUACGUGUGGUGUACAGGAGUGUGUAUGUGUGUACGUGUGCGUGUGGCUGUGCGUCAAAACAAAAUGGCUACCGGGCUCAAAGGUCUGUAAGCUCUCUGCCAAUAAGCUUUUUGUAUUUGUUUGUAUCUUGGAGUAUAAUAAAACUGUGCGACGACCAAAAGUUUUUCAGAUGUUGUGGUCUAAAUGCCAAACUGUACCCA